This is a messenger RNA of Coregonus clupeaformis (lake whitefish), 1112 nucleotides long. RefSeq names its product activin receptor type-1C. NCBI's taxonomy places the organism in Eukaryota, Metazoa, Chordata, Actinopteri, Salmoniformes, Salmonidae. The transcript has 3 exons. The record is from RefSeq and is a predicted model, not a curated record. The coding region runs from base 80 to 460 and encodes 126 amino acids.
CUGCGUUUACCUCCUCUUUGCUCCCACUCCAGUACUGGACUCCCAAACGUACACUGAUACACACCGUGCAUCCGGCACUAUGAAGGCUGUCCUGGCUCUGCUGAUGUUGGUGUGCCUGGCCUGCCACAGUCACGCACUGAAGUGUCACUCAUGCGUAGCGUCCAAUGAGGAUGAUUGUACUAAACAAGGAUCCACCACCUGCCCUCAAUUCGCUGACGCCUGCUCCACCAUCACAGGACAUAACACGGUGAUGAAGUCAUGCUCCUACAAAGCGUUCUGUGAUAAGGCCCACAGUGGCAACUCUGGAGCCAAGAUGGAGUGUUGUUUCACUGAUGACUGCAAUGGGCCUCAUAAGGGCCACCAGCACGGGGAGCACAAAAACACAGCUGAGGCCCUGGGAGCCAGCCCUGUUCUGCUACUUGGGGCUCUGAUGCUCCGCAUGGCCCUCAGCAGGUUCUAAACUCCUGAUCAUAAAUAGAUUCAUCCCUUUACUAUCCAUGUAUCCAUUUAUUCAUUCUUUCAUACAGCCCUACCACAAAACCAUUUAUCCAUCCAUCCCCUCGGAGUGAGUCUGCAGAAUGCUGAUGAGCCAGGGUUUGGUGAAUCACACAGGGAUUAGUAAGAGUGUGUGUGAUGCCUGUGGUGGGGGUCAUAAAAGCACAUUCAACCAAGUUUAAAGACAGAUGGAACUGAUGUAUCACUCUAUAUGAGUUAGCUCUGUCACUAAUGCAGAUGUGUGUCCAUAACCAGUCAUAUAUACAAACUGAGAUGUUUGAUAUGAUAAGAGAGAGGAUGGAACUCCUGUAGUGUCAGUAGACUCUGGGUGGAUGUGAGCCAGGCUGGGGUUAGAGCUUUAUACCUGGGGCAGAUCUAAAAUGUCACCCAUGGUAGCCUGUGUGUAUGUAUGACAUUGUUGGUUAGUGCUGGACUCACAGUAGGCCUAGUGUUAGGCUCGUUCCCACAGUGACCACAUACAUUAGGGCACUCUUCAGCCUUCAGACUCCAAUCAUCAUGAAUUAAACAGAAACUCCACACUGAGAGACAUGUUGGUACUUCUUCCAUUGUUCAUAUUGUUAUGCUUCAAUACUUAUUUAUAAAUAAACAUGCUAUUA